AUGAGUUCCAACCUGAGACACAAUUCUGGAGAUACUUUGACACCUUCUGGACAAGAAAUCCCUAGACAGUAUGUCGCAAAUGAAAAGUCAGGACGGAGAGGUAGCGGAUUCAUAUCCAGGUUUGGACACAAUCUUCUGCGCUUCUUCAAGGAAGUCUGGAGAAGCCUCCUUACUCUAGUUGUUAUGGGCGCCAUUACUGCUGCCGUCUGGACCGCGAAAAACCAUGCUUUCACUCGACUCUUUCCUGUCACAUACUUCUCCACGUCCGGCGAUAUUGUUUGGACUCAAUUUGCUUACCCCUACCAAGAGCCCAUAUUCUCAUCCCUGGCCGCCGCGCUCGUCGCAAUUCUCGUACCGGUUGGCGUUAUCCUCUUAGCCCAGAUCUGGGUACGAAGCUUUUGCGACGCAUCGAAUGCUUUGCUGGGGUUAGCGUAUUCGUUGCUGACAGGAACGUUCAUCGUGGUAAUCAUCAAGAAGACCAUCGGUGGCUUACGACCACAUUUUCUCAGCGUCUGCCAACCUGUGUUACCACAAGACGCGAUUGGCACCGGCUUUCAGAACAUCAUGUUCACCAUAGAACAGGUCUGCACCGGUAUCGACAAAAGCAAAAUCCGUAAUGGGGUCGAGUCGUUUCCAUCUGGGCACUCGGAAAUUGCUUUCGCUGGCUUCUUUUACUUGUCAAUCUACCUGUUCACGCACCUGAAAAUACAGAGUCGAUAUCGAGCUGGAUAUUGGCGAAUGGUAGCAUGCGUACUGCCCACCUUGCUGGCAACAUAUCUUGCUAGCACAUUGGUGCUCAACUAUCACCAUCACGGCUAUGAUGUGGUUUUUGGAUCGUUAUUGGGAGUUCUGGUGGCAUUGUUUGGAUAUCGAAUGGUGUUCAAGAGUGUAUGGAACAAAAGACUGAAUGCAGUUCCUGCUUGUCAUGCUGAACACCUUGACGAGCAUGAACCUGUUUUACCUAAGUAA
Messenger RNA from Lithohypha guttulata, 969 nucleotides. RefSeq lists its product as uncharacterized. The record is from RefSeq and is a predicted model, not a curated record. Gene Ontology annotation, molecular function: phosphatidate phosphatase activity. Gene Ontology annotation, biological process: phospholipid metabolic process. Bases 1 to 969 code for a protein of 322 amino acids. The transcript has 2 exons. NCBI's taxonomy places the organism in Eukaryota, Fungi, Ascomycota, Eurotiomycetes, Chaetothyriales, Trichomeriaceae.